AUGGUACUGACAAAUUCUGUUUUCUCGCUUUUUCAUUCCCUGUUUUUCUCACAUUCUCUCUACCUCUCUCUCUCUCUCUCUCUCUCUCUCUCUCUCUGUUCAGUGCCUCAGCAGGACGUGCUUGAUUAUGGCUCUCCACAAUUUCUUUUUUUUCGUUGCUCUCAGAAACACACACACUCUCUCUCUCUCUCUUCAACGCUUCUUAAGGGCAUGGUUGAUAAUGGCUCACCACAAUUUCUUUUCUUUUGUUGCUCUCAGCAAUACUCUCUCUCUCUCUCUCUCUCUCUCUCUCUCACUCUAUCUCUCUCUGUUUUCAACGCUUCUUCAGGACCAAUACUUUCUCUCUCUCUCUCUCUCUCUCUCUCUUUGUUCAAUACUUCUUCAGGAAUUUGGGUGAUUAUGGCUCUCCACAAUUUCUUUUCUUUUCUUGCUCUGAGCAAUACUCUCUCUCUCUCUCUCUCUCUCUCUCUCUCUCUUUGA
This is a messenger RNA of Acanthosepion pharaonis, 480 nucleotides long. The record is from the annotation of a GenBank genome assembly. Lineage: Eukaryota; Metazoa; Mollusca; Cephalopoda; Sepiida; Sepiidae.